This is a messenger RNA of Ochlerotatus camptorhynchus, 934 nucleotides long. It is a transcript of the gene mRpL24, whose product is annotated as mitochondrial ribosomal protein L24. Bases 113 to 868 code for a protein of 251 amino acids. The transcript is spliced from 2 exons. Gene Ontology annotation, molecular function: structural constituent of ribosome; RNA binding. Lineage: Eukaryota; Metazoa; Arthropoda; Insecta; Diptera; Culicidae. The record is from RefSeq and is a predicted model, not a curated record. Gene Ontology annotation, cellular component: mitochondrion; ribosome. Gene Ontology annotation, biological process: translation.
GAAUCAAAACAUUGCGUUGUUUCAUAACACUUUCCAUGUGAAUUUACAAGUUUUUCGGUUUUUCACUGAUACUUAUUUUGAUUAAUCUCGACCAUAAUUUAUUAAACCUAAUAUGCGAAUCACCGGUGUGCUGCAGAAAAUCGGCGAUGUGUCGAAAAAGUUCUCCAACUUUCCGGAUGCAUACGUGAAACGUAGCAUGGAGCAGGUUUACUGGAAGACUCCCCGGGGCAAGCCGCAGUAUCUGCCACGGACAGUUGAACGGAAACGGUUUCGUUUCACGACCAACCGCCCGUGGACGGGUCAAUCCCGGCAGCAGAAUAUGCCGGGUACCAUCCGAAAGAAGGUUUUCGUUGAACCCAUUGCCAAUUGGUCGUUUUUCAAAGGAGAUCGAGUUGAGGUGCUCGUCGGCAAGGAUAAAGGCAAGCAAGGUAUCAUUGGUCAGGUGUUUCAGGAGCGUAACUGGGUCAUCGUCAGUGGACUGAAUUGCCAUUUGCGCAAGGUGGCAGAUGAGAAGGACUAUCCGGGCAUUACGAUUAAAUCGGAAGCUCCGUUGCUGGUUACCGAUCAGGUUCGGUUAGUGGAUCCCUCGGAUCUGCAGGGAACGAGCAUCGAGUGGCGUUUCACGGAGGACGGUGAGAUGGUUCGCGUAUCUACACGCACUGGACGGAUUAUCCCCAUCCCGAAGGGCAAUGAGGAGACGCAUGAUUAUAAGGCGAAAAGUUUGUACGUGGAAAAACCGAAGGAUACGGUCGGGGAUGUGGUGAAGGAGAUUACUUUCAAGCCGUCGCUGCAGACAUUCGAGAUGGACAUAAUGAAGGAGAUGGGCAUCGAGGAGGACAGGAUACCAAUUAAAACGUACUGGUACUAACAAGAGCAAAAGUAGGGGGAAGGUGUGGCUGAAUAGUUUGAAGCGAAUGAAUAAUAGAUUUAUGUU